This is a messenger RNA of Photinus pyralis (common eastern firefly), 3058 nucleotides long. It is a transcript of the gene Pex1, whose product is annotated as peroxisome biogenesis factor 1. NCBI's taxonomy places the organism in Eukaryota, Metazoa, Arthropoda, Insecta, Coleoptera, Lampyridae. The record is from RefSeq and is a predicted model, not a curated record. Gene Ontology annotation, cellular component: cytosol; peroxisome; peroxisomal membrane. The coding region runs from base 142 to 3024 and encodes 960 amino acids. Gene Ontology annotation, biological process: protein import into peroxisome matrix. The transcript has 14 exons. Gene Ontology annotation, molecular function: ATP hydrolysis activity; ATP binding.
UCUGUCGAAGAAGUAUUAAACUACAACAUGUGCUCGUGACAUUUAAUUGAAAAAGAACCAUUUUUAAAUCCAACAUAAACAUUUCUAACAAUUUUAGUUUUUAAUUAACCUACCUCUUUUAAGAACUAACAAACUUUUGUAAUGAAUUUUAAAAUCUUCACCGUGAAAUACAUAACCUAUAAAACUUGUUUUUGUUACUUUUCAGAACAGAAUGCUAGAUUUUUCGAUAAAGGAAUUACACUUGAAUUAAGUUACGAUAACAAAUCUACAUUUUUCUCAGCGCAACCCCUAUCAAGUCUAAAGGAGGGUGAAGUUGGGUUAAAUCGUCUGCAAGCCCAACUGCUUGGGUUGCGCGAGGACGUGAGUGUUAUGAUCAGUGGACGUUACGAUGUACCGGGUAUUACUAGGGUGGUAAUUAGGCCAAAGUCGAUUGAGGAUUAUGAAGUAUUGGAGAUACUGUCCGAAAGUGUACAGUCAACCUUGUUAAAUCAGUUGCGAAUUGUGAGAAAAGAUCAGGAAUUUGUAAUUUGGAUUUCAGAUUCAUUGCAUUUACCUGUGAAUGUGGAGAGCAUGGAACCAGCCAACCUCGGCAGGUUAGAUUUUCUAACUGAAGUAGAAGUAGCGCCCCCAAAACCCAAAAUAGCGGAGGUACCUGAUGUCACCACCAACAACAGCAACUGGAAUUUCUUAGAAUUUUUGAAUCCUUUUAAACAAUCACAGGCUGACUCUAAAACAGACACAAUUGACAAGAAGUACACAAAGAGGUGCUACCCUGUUUGUUUCAAUUUACUCCCUGUAGCAGAUCUAUCAGAUGUUAAAGGGGGAGAAUUAGACCAUUUUAAUGCUUUUGUUAGCAAACACGCUGUACCGAAAAAUGUAAGCUCCGGUGAUAUAUUUAGAUUAGGAAUUAUUAUUCCUCCAGCUGCCAAUACUAAUUUGAGUGAAGAAACCUUUGAGGUUAAAAAUGUAGUUGUCCGUAUACACAUUUUGGAUCACCUCGUCAGUGGAAGUUUGAUGUAUGUGCAUUCGUGCAUGUUUAAGCAUUUCGAUCUGAAAGCAGGCGCCAAAGCUUUUUUAAGCGAUCAUAUACAUGCUGCCCCAUUGGUUGACAGUAUCGAAAUCUGCACAUACGCGAAAAAAUCAACAAAUGCAAUUGGAAAAUUUAAAUUGUUGAUCAGUCGAAACAGCAAAACUCAAAAAGUAAUUUUAAAUAGUAACGUUCUUAUGGAUUGUUCCGGAUAUCAGUUUUCGUUAAAGUUUCAACCAUCGAACGUCACUUUCUGCGUUGCCGAUUCGAAUUUUGUUAGAAAUUGUAAAUUUUCCGUUACCGAAGGGGUGCCUGCCGGCAGAAGUUGCGCGAAAGUUGAGCCGCAGAAGUAUUGCGGAAAUUUCGCGCGUUUCAGCGAAAUUGUGCAACCCAGCUAUGAUUUAUUAACUUCGGAGGAUGCUGAAAACCUCCUGUUGAUUGGCAAAGUUGGAAGUGGCAAAACUGUCCUGGUCAAAGUUUUGAUUGAGAAAUUAGCGUUGUCUCCAUUGUACAUUCAUUCUGAGGUAAUAUCCUGUAAAGCAGUGAAGGGGAAAAGUUUGGAUUCUCUAGGCAAAGUGUUUGCGAAUGCGAUUCUCAAUUGUAUAUACUACCAACCGUCAGUCCUAGUUCUGGAGGACCUUCACGUUCUUUGCGAGAAAGUGGUCGCAGGUGACGCUCCAACUCCUGAGAGUUUGAAUUUUGAUAGAGUGAGUGAAAUGCUUGCUCAUCUUUUACACGAAACCGUUAAGUCAAAUCGCAUACUCAUCCUCGCAACUGCUACCUCGUUACUGAAACUAAAUGACCAUAUUUACUCAUCCCGUGGUCAACAUCUCUUUAAGAACGUGUACGAAAUCGGCGAAUUGAAAAAGCCCGAUCGCGUUUCAAUAUUGGAGUUCUUAUUCAAAGAGAAGUGCCAGAUCGACGACUUCAGUAUGGACCAUUUGGCUCAGAAAACGGAAGGGUUCGUCGUACAAGACUUGGUCGACUUUGUGGAUAAAGCUGUGUUUGAGUCUGUUAAAGAAGAUAGUUCGAACGUGACUUUGGGUCAUUGCGAGCUCGCCUUACAAAACUCAGUGGCGCUCUCACUAAAAGAUAUCCAGCUGCAUUCACCUGGAGAGAAGGACUUUACGGAUGUAGGUGGUUUGGAGGAUGUCAAGAAAAUUUUAAUUGAGUGCAUGUUGUGGCCUGUACAGUAUCCUCAUUUGUUUGACAACGCGCCCUUGCGGUUGCAAUCCGGUUUGCUACUGUAUGGACCGCCUGGAACAGGUAAAACGAUUCUGGCAGGUGCGGCUGCAAAACACUGCGGUUUGCGGCUAAUCUCGAUCAAAGGUCCCGAGCUUUUAUCGAAGUAUAUUGGCGCUAGUGAGCAGGCCGUCCGAGAUGUCUUUGAAAAAGCUCAAAGUGCUAAGCCUUGCAUUUUGUUCUUUGAUGAGUUUGACAGUUUAGCCCCAAGACGUGGACACGAUAGCACUGGGGUGACAGAUCGCGUUGUAAAUCAAUUACUAACUCAGUUAGAUGGCGUAGAAAGUCUUAGUGGCGUCUGCGUGCUUGCUGCAACUUCACGACCUGACCUUUUAGAUCCAGCUUUGUUACGCCCUGGAAGACUCGAUCGUCAAAUUCUGUGCCCUCUCCCCGAUCAACCUGCAAGGUUAAAAAUUCUGCAGUCAUUAUCGAAGAAGAUGAGGUUGGCGACAGAUAUUGAUUUGGAAGAGAUUUCUCAACAAUCAACUGGGUAUUCUGGCGCUGAUUUGCAGGCAGUGCUGUAUACGGCUCAGUUGUGUACUGUUGAGAAAUUAGAUACUGAGGAAUUACAGGCAAAAGCAGCUCAUGAUGUAAUGGAAAUUAAUCAAUAUCACCUGGAGGAAGCUUUAAGAAGUACUCGCCCUUCGUUGACGAAAGAAGAAAGCUUGAAGUAUGAUAGGAUAUAUUCCAAAUUUCAAGGCGUAGGGCAACUGGCCGAUAUGAAGGGCGCUACGCAAAAGGCAACGCUCGCAUGAUUGAUUGUUAAAAAUAAAGUAACGAUUCAGAGUC